UUAGCCUACCUUUUUCCCCCGACCAAUGACGUCAAUUGUCAGACCCCUCUAGUAGAAGUAUAUAUGUCACGUGACCAACAUUUCUCUUUCCUUUUCAUUGCGGUGGCACAUAGAGUGAGCACGGUUUUAUAUACCUAUACAUAAGAAGCAACCAUGGCUAAAGAAAAAAUUCACAUUAACAUUGUUGUCAUUGGUCAUGUCGACUCCGGUAAAUCCACCACCACCGGUCAUCUUAUCUACAAAUGUGGUGGUAUUGACAAAAGAACCAUCGAAAAAUUCGAGAAAGAAGCCAAUGAGAUGGGCAAAGGCUCUUUCAAAUACGCCUGGGUAUUGGAUAAAUUGAAGGCUGAACGUGAACGAGGUAUUACAAUUGAUAUUGCCCUGUGGAAAUUUGAAACCGGUAAAUACCAAGUAACUAUUAUUGAUGCUCCCGGACAUCGAGAUUUCAUCAAGAACAUGAUUACAGGAACCUCACAGGCUGAUUGCGCUGUAUUAAUCGUCGCUGCUGGUGUAGGAGAAUUUGAAGCUGGUAUCUCCAAAGACGGACAAACCAGAGAACACGCUCUCUUGGCUUACACUCUUGGUGUCAAACAGUUGAUCAUUGGUAUCAACAAGAUGGACAGCACAGAACCUAAAUAUUCUGAAAAACGAUUUUCUGAAAUCGUCAAGGAAGUAUCUGGAUACAUCAAGAAAAUUGGAUACAAUCCUAAAGCUGUAGCUUUCGUACCAAUCUCUGGUUUCCAUGGGGAUAACAUGCUUGAAGAAUCUACUAACAUGGAGUGGUACAAAAAGAUUGGCUGGUCUGUAGAAAGAAAAGAGGGAAAUGCUUCCGGGAAAACCCUUUUUGAAGCCUUAGAUGCCAUUCUCCCACCCACACGCCCAACCAACAAGGCCCUUCGUCUUCCCCUCCAGGAUGUGUACAAAAUUGGAGGUAUUGGAACAGUGCCUGUAGGACGAGUUGAAACUGGUAUUAUUAAGCCUGGUAUGAUAGUCACUUUUGCUCCAGCUGGACUCACAACUGAGGUUAAAUCUGUUGAGAUGCAUCACGAAUCUUUGACUGAAGGUUUACCUGGUGACAAUGUUGGAUUCAACGUCAAGAACGUCUCCGUGAAGGAGUUGAAACGUGGAUAUGUUGCUGGAGACAGCAAGAACGACGCACCCAAGGGCGCAAAAGAUUUCACUGCCCAGGUAAUUUGUUAUCUCAGGACUUAA
Molecule: messenger RNA, 1212 nt
Organism: Patella vulgata (common limpet)
Lineage: Eukaryota; Metazoa; Mollusca; Gastropoda; Patellidae
Product: elongation factor 1-alpha
Exons: 4
Coding region: 154-1212 (352 amino acids)
Biological process (GO): translation; translational elongation
Molecular function (GO): translation elongation factor activity; GTPase activity; GTP binding
Source: RefSeq, a predicted model, not a curated record